Molecule: messenger RNA, 5364 nt
Organism: Neoarius graeffei (lesser salmon catfish)
Lineage: Eukaryota; Metazoa; Chordata; Actinopteri; Siluriformes; Ariidae
Gene: prkx
Product: protein kinase X-linked
Exons: 8
Coding region: 281-1333 (350 amino acids)
Biological process (GO): protein phosphorylation
Molecular function (GO): ATP binding; protein serine/threonine kinase activity
Source: RefSeq, a predicted model, not a curated record
CGCACGGUGUCGGUGUUGGAGAGGGAGGAAGUGAAUAAUUUAAAUGUCUCGGAUAGCGAAAAGAGACGGAAGGACACGAUCGGCUCGUUUUUAUGGUGUUAAUUUGAUCAGUGUUUUAUAAAGUAGAGAGAGGUGGUAUUAAUUAACAACCGUGUUUGUAAUGUUACGGUGCUUUUAUCAGAGACAGUCUCAGGUUUGUGUGAAUAAAGAAGAUUAACGGUUUGCAUUUUUCUGGGAAAUAGCUUGUAAAAAUCCCUGUCCGAGUCGAGCGGAUGGCAAGAUGGCAACAACACCACCAAAAGGACUGACCACUGAAGAAACAGACACAACAAACAGCGCUGCGUUAUCGACAAUGGCAGCAUCUUUAGCUUUAAACAGCCGGGUUUACUCUCUGGACGACUUCGAUACAGUGGCCACUGUGGGCACAGGGACAUUUGGCAGGGUUUUUCUGGUCAAGGACAAGAAGACGAGGGGUUUCUUUGCCCUGAAAGCCAUGAAGAUCCCAGACGUCAUCCGAUUAAAACAGGAGCAGCACGUUCAUAACGAGAAGGAGGUUCUGACGGAGGUGAACCAUCCCUUCCUCAUCAGGCUGUUUUGGACGCACCAUGACGAGCGCUUCCUGUACAUGCUGAUGGACUACGUGCCAGGCGGCGAGCUGUUCAGCUACCUGCGCAACCGCGGCCGCUUCAGCAACAGCACCGGACUGUUCUACUCGGCAGAGAUCGUGUGUGCCAUCGAGUACCUGCACUCCAAAGAAAUCGUCUACAGGGACCUGAAGCCUGAGAACAUCCUGCUGGACAGAGAAGGUCACAUCCGUCUCACCGACUUCGGCUUCGCGAAGAAACUUUCAGAUCGGACUUGGACUCUAUGUGGCACUCCUGAGUAUUUAGCUCCAGAGGUGAUCCAGAGUAAAGGUCACGGCCGGGCGGUGGACUGGUGGGCUCUGGGGGUUCUCAUUUUCGAAAUGCUGGCUGGGUACCCGCCGUUUUUUGAUGACAAUCCCUUUGGCAUUUAUCAGAAGAUCCUGGCGGGAAAGCUGGAGUUUCCACGGCAUCUGGAUUUCUAUGUAAAGGAUCUCAUCAAGAAGUUUCUGGUGAUUGACCGAGCAAGAAGACUUGGGAACAUGAAGAAUGGAGCAGAAGAUGUGAAAAAGCACAGGUGGUUCAAGACUAUAGACUGGGAUGCAGUGCCCUGUCGGAAACUAAAGCCCCCCAUAGUUCCUAAAGUAUCUCAUGAAGGCGAUACGUCCAACUUUGAAGCCUACCCUGAGGAUGAGUGGAAAAAGGAGACUCCAGUGUCGCCAAAGGAUCUAGAGAUUUUCAAGAACUUUUGAAAACGGACAAAGAGGGAAUAAAGUUUUCCUCCACUGGUGCAAUGCGUCCAUUCCGCUACUGUUGGCCAGCCUCAGCCUGCUCUUCCAUCGCAUCUUGAUUGACAACACUGAGAACAUUUGGAGAACAAAUUGGCCAUCAUGUUGACCAUCAACAUCAUCCUCAAGAUCAAGUGUGGAGAGGAAGAAGCACUAUUUAUUCGUUUCUCUGAGCCUACUUUUCUUAUGCAAAAAAAAAAAAUGCAGCAAGAUCAAAAAAGCCGAGAACACGCUAGAAGCCAGUAGCACGAUACGGUUUACAUCAAUAUAAGCUAUCGGAAACCAAUUUCGGCUGUGUUUGUUGUGUGGCAGUGAUGUGUGAAAUAGAAAGCCAGAGAACCCAAAGUGUUCCAGUUUUUACAUUUUCGAUCUAGAUGUCGGACAGUUUCUUAUUCGUCCAGGUUUGUUCUUAUUUAAAGGUUUUUAUCGUAAACUACAAGUAAUGAAACAAACGUGAUGUGAUGUCUUAAAGUAGGGCUGCAUCGUUAGCCCCCCCCCCUUCUAUUUUCUAUGGUUUAAAUGGUGUCCAAGAAAAUGCACAAGUGCAUGUUUAUGCUGUUUGGCUACUAGGUUCAUUCAUUAAAAGUGAGUUCAUUUUAAAAGAAGUGCAUCCUUCAUGUGCAGCCACGUGACAAAAUAGUGUGACGUAUGCAUCCGCCGCCAUGUUGGAUGAUCGACAAAGCCAAAAUGCAGUCUCGUGCGAAGAAUAACUGUGAAUCAUAGCCGACGUUUUCAAAAUCUUAUGAUUCCCUGGAGUCCUCUGUCAAGUCAAGAUUCAGAGGAAAAGUUGAAAUUUGUAGCUUUGACUUGUAUGUUAAAGCCGUCCGAGUAUACCGAGGAUUUAGCCUCAUUACCACUGAUUUGAAUACCCUGAUAUCAGCGUGAACAAUCUCGUUUGACCAAAAAAAGCGCACGAGUAAACCGAAGUUACUGGGUUACAGGAACAGCACCGCUAAUAUCUCACCUGGCAAAGUUCACCCACGUUGUUCUCCUUGUGUAUCCAAACUCGCUCAGGUUUGCACUGCUUCUAUAAUCUGGCUUUCUUGGCGGAUCUUUCAUUUCUCCUGUUGAUAUCGCGAGAUGAGUUUUUCAGCUUGAUCUUAUCAUGUCCUAAUUUGAGGGUUGGUUGGUGCCCAACAGUGUUGGGCAAGUUACUUCAAAACUGUUUUGCAUUAUUUAUUACUUGUUACUGUCAUUUUAAAGUAAUUAGUUACAUUACAAUGUUACUUACUUACGCCUACCGCCCAAUUUUGGGCAUAGGCCACGAACAAGUGCUCUCCAGUCAUCACGAUCCUGGGCGAUCUUUUCCAGUUGUCCCCAUGUAUAGCCAGACCUCUUCACAUCUGCAUCUAGUUCACGGCGCCAGCUGUUUCUUGGCCUGCCCCUCUUCCUUCUCCCUUGUGGGUUCCAGAAGAGGGCCUGUCUUGCGGUGUUUGAUGCAGGUUUGCGAAGGGUAUGGCCAACCCACUUCCAUCUUCUUUGGAGGAUCUCUUCUUCUACAGGCUGUUGUCCUGUUUGGUGCCACAGCUCCAGGUUAUUGAUGGUAUUUGGCCAGUAUACUACAUUACAAUAUUACUGUAUUUAAAAUGUAAGGCAUUACACUACUAUUGCAUUACUUUUAAGUUACUCUCACCAAAAUAACUGGAAGUGUGGAUUUGUCAAUCUAAAUGUAGCUCGAGACGCUCAAUUAGCUCAUCACACAUCCAGUGGAAGGUGAUGUGGUAUCUGACUGAGCUAGGCUUACGGUUAAAAACAUUAGAAUAUAAUAGCCACAGUGAUGGCUCAGGGCACAAUACAAGGAACAAUCAUCGCAAGAACAGACAAAAGGUGAAAGUCUGGCAAACUGUGAUAGAAAUAUUGUAACUUAAGGCCUAUUCAUAUUAACAUUAAUUGAACUGUAUUGUAAUGUCUAAAGAUAUGACAGGAUACAAAAUUAGCAUUUCUAUGCCUUUAUUGUUUUCAAGUUUACAGCAUUAAGCAUAGUUUAUGCUUCAUAAAAAAAAAAAAAAAGAUUAGCCCUAAGGGAUAUGACUCCAUUUCAGAAAUUUAACAAAAAUGAACAUAUUAUGGCAAAUCGUAGCCUACGAUAAAACUGGCCUGAAAAAAAAAAAAACCCACAAGCCUUUUAAAUCACAGCUAGACAAUGACUAUUAGCUAUAUGAGGCUACCCGGUCACAUUUCGAAAAACAGAAUUAGAAAUAACAAAAUCAAAGUGCUUUUAAUGAUAUUGAAGUGCUUAGGCAUAUUAGCCCUCGAAGGAAAGGCAGCUCAAUCACUUUAGUCUGACUUCCGACCAGAAAAAAAAAACCUCAGUUAUACAGGACAAAAAUGUAAACAAACUGUCAGCAUAUCUUCAACAACAUACUCCGCCACAAGUCUCCUAACCUCCUGAGGCUGAAGGAGCAUCUCAGAGCGGCAGAACAUUAAUUUUGGCUGCUUUGUGAUUUUAUCGCCACUCAUAUCACCUUCGCUUGCUUCCUUGCUAACUUCUUGUUACUAUUGCACCUCUGGAAAUGCUUAGUUAAAUUACUGGUGCUAUUUCGGGAAGUGGACAGUUCUUUAGGUUUAGCACACAAAGUGCAUUUGACUACGAUGUUCUUCACAUCCUUAUUUUUCACAAACUUAAAGUAAUGGGCGUGUGCCCAUCUGGAGAAUGUGCUAUCCGACGUUAGAUCAGCUGCAGGUUCACUCAUCUCUCUCUUCUGUCUGACUAGCCUGAAGGAAAAGGAAGUGAAACAUUUUGCGCGGACGUUUCACCUCUGCUGAUCUUGCGGUGAUUUUGGCGAAUUUGUAUGAAGAAAAAAACCCCAACACUUCAUUCCAGGUUAAAAAUGCAUUGUAACGUGCGUUACUGACAUUUUGUACCGAGUAAAAUAUUACCAAAUUUUUUUCUGUAAUGCCUUAUAUUACUGCAAAAAGCAAUGCAUUAUAGUAAUUCGUUACUUUUGUAACGCGUUACUUCCAACACUGGUGCCCAAUCUGGGUUUGCUUUAUCGCGUAGGUUUGCCAGUGCUCCUGCAAGCUGAGAAGCAGAGAAAGUGUUCACGCUAAAGCCCAAAAGUUCAGUUUAAUCAGCGGAAAAUAUAGCUUUAAUUAGCAAUGAACUCUCUUACCAGAUAUAAAGUGGUCACCACACAUCACGUACGCGCAGGUCCGAUUAGCUUUUUCCUCAGUUAAGUUGUUACGAUUUAUGUUUUUGAACCACUGCCAGAGCACGGCGUUCUCUGGACAGUUCAUCUGUUUUGUCGCGGUUUUUAAUUAUUGUGGGAAUUCCAGGGAUGUGAUUUUUUCCGCAAAUUCGCGGAAUUCCGCUUUUUCACCUCAAAAUUUGAAAAAAAAAAUUUUUCCGAUUUUUCGCUCAAAAAUCCGUAUUCAUAUCCUAUUCGUUCCGACUUUCAGUAUUUCCGUCAUUGAGAUGAAACGAGGUACGUGAUUGGCCCAUCGCUCUGUAACAACCAAUGAACGCGCUUGUUAGAUAGCUGUACGUAAGCUCGCUUCAAACAAAGAGUUGAAAGAUGGCAGCCUCCGUGAUCGAGCGUAAAGAUGCAAAUCGAGUUAAAGAAAUCGACAGAAUAGUGAAAAACAAGUUCCGCUGGGAAUGGUUGGAGAAAGAGGUUGCUACAGACGUUGGACAUAAGACUGUGAGACAUUUGUUCAGCGAUUUCGUUCUUUGGGGAGAGGGCAGAGGUCUCUGGCUGUCAAGUUUGGGGAUGCUGGGACCUCCCCUGCCCGAGCUACGAGCGUCCAAAGUCGGGCUGGAGCCCGGGAUAGAAACGAAACCUAAGCGGAGCGCCGCGGCUCGCCUCGGGGCGAAUUACGUCCCGAGGCGCGGGGCUAGUGCGCCCUGCCCGCGCUGGUUCUUUGGGGUGUGUGAGUGAGUGUGUGUGUGUCAGAAUUGCAUGUUGACCAUUAAAUUGGCUUGAAUUUGUUAAUCAUGACAAGUUUUUUCUUGUGUGUUUGCUUGCCAUUUUAGUACAAUUUUUAAGUCAGAAAAC